AUAUUCAAAACACUUUAUUAUCUGCAUUUCAAAAAUUCAUAGGAACAAAAAGCAUUUUGAUUAAAUUUGUUCAAGCCAACAACUAAUUGUGUCUCUCAAUGUUUUCUUUGUUUAAAUUGUUUCAUUUUCUACUCUAUAGUUUUGUCUUCUUGAAACAGUUAGCCUUAGCAGCAAAAGAAGAAAACCAAUUCAUCUACCAUGGCUUCAAUGAAACUGACCUGCAUACUAAUGGGAUUGCAAAAAUUCACAAGAAUGGUCUGCUAGAGCUGACAAAUCUUUCAGCUAUACAAAUCGGCCGCGCUUUCAUUCCAUUCCCUCUAAAGUUCAAUGAUCAUUCAUCAGAGAAUUCUCAGUCUCUUUCAUUUUCCACCAAUUUUGUGUUUGCCAUUCUUCCUCAGUUGGCAAAUCUUGGUGGCCAUGGCUUUACCUUCACUAUCUCUCCAUCUAUCGAGUUAACAGGAGGAGAGCCGAUACAAUACUUUGGACUAUUUAAUUCUACAACCAUUGGCUUGUCCUCAAACCAUAUUUUUGCUGUUGAGUUUGAUACUAUACUGACUCCAGACUUUCGAGACAUAGACAACAAUCAUAUCGGUGUUGAUGUGAAUGGUUUAAUAUCGAAUGUAUCAGCUUCAGCUGCCUACUAUUCAGAGGAAGAAAGGGAAAAUAAGAGUUUAGAGCUAAUAAGUGGAAAUCCAAUGCAGGUAUGGAUAGAUUAUGAUGAUGUAGAGAAGCUAAUCAAUGUUACUUUAGCUCCUAUAACAAUCAAGAAACCAGAAAAGCCUCUCUUGUCAACAAAUCUUGAUCUUUCCUUAGUUUUCUUGGAUUCUAUGUAUGUUGGCUUUUCUUCUUCACUUAGUUUUCUUGGAUUCUAUGUAUGUUGGCUUUUCUUCUUCAACAGGAUCAAUGUCAAGCUACCAUUAUAUUCUUGGAUGGAGCUUUAA
Jatropha curcas is the source of this 941-nucleotide messenger RNA. The record is from RefSeq and is a predicted model, not a curated record. NCBI's taxonomy places the organism in Eukaryota, Viridiplantae, Streptophyta, Magnoliopsida, Malpighiales, Euphorbiaceae.